AUGAGAGGCAUUGCUUGGGCAGACAAGAAGCGCUUAGGAUUACCUGGGGCAAUGUCUUCGUUAAGUAGGGAACUGGUAUUCUUGAUAUUGCAGUUCUUAGACGAGGAGAAGUUCAAGGAAACAGUUCAUAAGCUUGAGCAAGAGUCUGGAUUUUUCUUCAAUAUGAAACAUUUUGAGGAUCAAGUUCAGGCUGGAGAGUGGGAUGAAGUUGAGCGCUAUUUGUGUGGCUUCACUAAAGUUGAAGACAACCGAUAUUCAAUGAAGAUUUUUUUUGAAAUUAGGAAGCAGAAGUAUUUGGAAGCUCUUGACAGGCAGGAUAGGGCGAAGGCUGUUGAGAUUCUUGUGAAGGACCUUAAGGUUUUUGCAUCAUUUAAUGAGGAACUUUUCAAGGAGAUCACCCAGUUGCUAACUCUUGAUAACUUUAGGCAAAAUGAGCAGCUUUCCAAGUAUGGGGACACAAAAUCGGCUCGGAAUAUUAUGCUUAUAGAACUUAAAAAGCUCAUUGAGGCGAACCCAUUAUUUCGCGAUAAGCUUGCGUUUCCAGCCUUCAAAAGUUCACGUCUACGGACGUUAAUAAAUCAGAGUCUCAAUUGGCAGCACCAGCUUUGCAAGAAUCCCCGUCCAAACCCUGAUAUUAAAACACUAUUUAUGGAUCAUUCUUGCACUCCAACUGCCAAUGGUUCUCGUCCUCCUCCGACAAACAGUCCCCUUGUAGGACCAAUUCCAAAGGCUGGCGCAUUUCCCCCUAUUGGUGCCCAUGGCCCAUUCCAACCUGUUGUCUCCCCAUCUCCUGGUGCUAUUGCUGGUUGGAUGUCUAGCACUAAUCCUUCAUUGCCUCACCCUGCUGUAGCAGCAGCUCCUCCUGGUCUCGUGCAGCCUUCUAGUGCAGCUGCUUUCUUGAAGCACCCAAGGACUCCUACAGGUGUUACAGGGAUGGAUUAUCAAUCAGCUGAUUCGGAGCACUUGAUGAAGCGUAUUCGCACUGGCCAAGCUGAUGAGGUGUCAUUUUCUGGUGUGAUGCAUAAUUCCAAUGUCUACUCGCAAGAUGACCUUCCUAAGGCUGUUGUUCGUACCCUUAGUCAAGGAUCUAACGUAAUGAGCAUGGACUUUCAUCCACAACAACAAACUAUUCUUCUAGUUGGGACAAAUGUUGGUGACAUCAGUCUUUGGGAAGUAGGGUCCCGGGAAAGGCUGGUACAUAAACCUUUCAAGGUUUGGGAUAUGCAAAAUGCCUCAACGCCAUUGCAGACAGCUUUGGUGAAUGAUGCUGCAAUAUCAGUGAAUCGGUGUGUUUGGGGGCCAGAUGGACUUAUGCUUGGUGUUGCAUUUUCGAAGCACAUUGUUCAGAUAUAUACUUACAAUCCAACUGGAGAACUGAGACAACAUUUUGAGAUUGAUGCUCAUGUUGGUGGGGUUAAUGACAUUGCAUUCGCUCAUCCCAACAAGCAAUUGUGUAUUGUUACGUGUGGAGAUGAUAAAGUGAUUAAGGUGUGGGAUGCUGUAGGUGGACGCCGACAAUAUACAUUUGAAGGCCAUGAAGCUCCUGUGUAUUCAGUUUGCCCUCAUUAUAAAGAAAAUAUUCAGUUCAUUUUUUCAACUGCUAUUGAUGGGAAGAUUAAAGCUUGGCUAUACGAUUGCUUGGGAUCAAGGGUGGACUAUGAUGCUCCUGGACUUUGGUGCACCAUGAUGUCAUAUAGUGCAGAUGGAACCAGACUCUUCUCAUGCGGAACAAGUAAAGAAGGUGAAUCCCAUCUGGUGGAGUGGAAUGAGAGUGAAGGGGCUAUCAAACGGACAUAUUCUGGAUUUAGGAAGCGCUCUUUAGACGUUGUCCAGUUUGACACAACAAGGAACCGAUUCUUAGCUGCUGGUGAUGAAUUUCAAAUUAAGUUCUGGGAUAUGGAUAGUACCAAUGUGUUGACGGCAGUUGAUGCAGAUGGCGGGUUGCCUGCUAGUCCUAGACUGAGAUUCAACAAAGAAGGGUCACUGUUGGCCGUAACAACGAAUGACAGUGGUAUUAAGAUCUUAGCAAAUAAUGAUGGUUUGCGCUUGGUUAGAAUGUUGGAGGGAAGGGCUAUGGAGAAAAAUCGAGGCACUUCUGAGCCCAUCAACUCUAAGCCUCUGAUUGUUAAUGCACUAGGCCCCAUUGUGAAUGUUCCUAAUGCUGUUCCUCCAGCCCUGGAACGUCCUGAUAGAAUCCAACCAGCUGUGUCUAUCAGUAAUCUAGGUACUAUGGAGAACAGCAGGCUCGUUGAUGUUAAACCUCGGAUUUCCGAGGAUAUAGACAAGAUUAAGAGCUGGAAAAUUUCUGAUAUUGUGGAUCCCUCUCAAAUGAAAGCUCUGCGGUUGCCUGACUCUACAACUGCUGGAAAGAUUGUAAGACUAAUGUACACAAACAAUGGCCUGGCUCUGUUAGCCCUUGCCUCAAAUGCUGUUCACAAGCUUUGGAAAUGGCAGCGUAAUGAAAGGAAUCCAUCAGGGAAGGCUACUGCAUAUGUUACACCACAGUUGUGGCAGCCUCCCAAUGGAACUCUUAUGACUAAUGAUGUGAAUGACAAUAAACCAGCUGAGGAAUCUACUGCGUGUAUUGCUUUAUCCAAAAAUGAUUCUUAUGUCAUGUCUGCAUCUGGUGGGAAAGUCUCUCUGUUCAACAUGAUGACGUUUAAGGUCAUGACAACAUUUGUUUCUCCCCCUCCCGCAGCCACUUUUUUGGCAUUUCAUCCUCAAGACAAUAAUAUAAUUGCUAUUGGCAUGGAGGAUUCUACUAUUUUAAUAUAUAAUGUUAGGGUUGAUGAGGUUAAAACCAAACUGAAGGGCCAUCAGAAUCGGAUUACAGGCCUUGCAUUUUCUCAAAGUCUCAAUGUACUGGUUUCUUCAGGUGCUGAUACCCAGUUAUGCGUGUGGAGCAUUGAUGGAUGGGAGAAAAAGAAAACAAGGUUUAUACAAGCACCAGCUGGUCGCCAAUCCCCGUUGGUUGGAGAAACAAAAGUUCAGUUUCAUAAUGAUCACACACACUUGUUGGUUGCUCAUGAAAGCCAAAUUGCUGUGUAUGAUUGCAAGCUUGAUUGUUUGCGCUCAUGGUCUCCAAAAGAUGCACUUGCUGCUCCCAUCUCAAGUGCAAUAUAUUCAUGCGAUGGUCUAUUGGUUUAUGCUACUUUUUGUGACGGUGCUGUUGGAGUUUUUGAUGCUGAUACCUUAAGACUCAGAUGUCGAGUAGCACCUACUGCGUAUAUACCAUCAUUUUCUCUCAGCGGCAACCCCACCUAUCCUUUGGUUGUAGCAGCUCAUCCAUCUGAGCCUAACCAGAUUGCAGUCGGCAUGACUGACGGCUCAGUGCAUGUAGUUGAACCGUCUGAUGUAGAGCUGAAGUGGGGCGGGGCACCGUCUCAAGAUAACGGCCCUUCCAAUUCGUCAAAUCCUUCGCCUAGUGGUCAAGCAUCAGAACUUCCUUCCAGGUGA
Messenger RNA from Prunus armeniaca (apricot), 3456 nucleotides. The record is from the annotation of a GenBank genome assembly. Lineage: Eukaryota; Viridiplantae; Streptophyta; Magnoliopsida; Rosales; Rosaceae.